AUGGCCAGCACGUUAAGCCCCAGCUCUACGACUGGGACCCCAAGCCCUCCUGAGAUGUCAGAGCGCAUCCGAAACGCUGCUGACAUCUCUGUCAUUGUCAUCUACUUCGUGGUAGUGAUGAUUGUCGGGCUGUGGGCCAUGCUGAAGACCAACCGGGGCACUGUGGGAGGCUUCUUCCUGGCUGGUUGAGAUGUGGCCUGGUGGCCGAUGGGCGCCUCUCUCUUCGCCAGCAACAUCGGCAGCGGCCACUUUGUGGGGCUGGCUGGGACCGGAGCAGCUUCAGGAAUUGCCACUGCGGUCUUUGAAUGGAAUGCCCUGCUGCUGUUGCCGGUUCUAGGGUGGUUCUUUGUCCCCAUAUACAUCAAGGCAGGGGUGAUGACCAUGCCGGAGUAUCUAAAGAAGCGGUUUGGAGGGAAGCGACUCCAGAUCUACCUCUCUCUCCUCUCCCUCUUCAUCUGUGUGGCUUUGAGAAUCUCUUCAGACAUCUUUUCUGGAGCUAUAUUCAUCAAGCUGGCCCUGGGAUUGGACCUUUACCUGGCGAUCUUCAUCCUCUUGGCUAUCACCUCUAUCUACACUAUCACUGGGGGCUUGGCCUCAGUCAUUUACACAGACACCCUCCAGACUAUCAUCAUGCUGAUAGGUUCUUUCAUUCUCAUGGGGUUUGCAUUCGCCAAAGUUGGAGGUUAUGAAAGUUUUACAGAAAAGUAUAUGAAUGCCAUCCCGUCCAUAGUUGAAGGGGACAACCUGACAAUUAGCCCCACAUGCUACACUCCUCGGGAGGACUCUUUCCACAUUUUUCGAGAUGCUAUCACUGGGGAUAUUCCUUGGCCAGGAAUGAUAAUAGGAAUGACCAUCGUAGCUGUGUGGUACUGGUGCACAGAUCAGGUCAUUGUGCAGCGCUGCCUGUCGGGCAAGAAUAUGUCUCACGUGAAGGCCGCCUGCAUCAUGUGUGGGUACCUGAAGCUGCUUCCCAUGUUCAUCAUGGUGAUGCCAGGAAUGAUCAGCCGCAUCCUGUACACAGAUAAGGUGGCCUGUGUUGUACCUUCUGAAUGUGUGAAACACUGUGGCACUGAAGUUGGCUGCAGUAACUAUGCCUACCCAAUGCUGGUGAUGGAACUAAUGCCUGAUGGACUGCGAGGCCUGAUGCUGUCAGUCAUGCUGGCCUCUCUCAUGAGCUCCCUGACCUCCAUCUUCAACAGCACCAGCACCCUCUUCACCAUGGACAUCUACACCAAGAUCCGCAAGCAGGCAUCGGAGAGAGAGCUCCUUAUAGCUGGGCGGCUAUUUAUCAUUUUCCUAAUUGUCAUCAGCAUUUUUUGGGUCCCAUUAGUGCAAGUGUCUCAAAACGGACAACUGUUUCAUUACAUAGAAUCAAUUUCUAGCUACCUUGGACCUCCGAUUGCUGCUGUCUUCCUGCUUGCCAUCUUCUGUAAAAGAGUCAAUGAACAGGGAGCCUUUUGGGGUCUAAUCACUGGACUUCUGAUCGGCCUAUUUCGGAUGACUGCAGAGUUUGCCUACGGAACAGGGAGCUGCUUGGCCGCCAGUGACUGUCCCAAAAUCAUCUGCGGAGUGCACUAUCUGUACUUUGCCAUGAUCCUCUUUGUAGUUUCCAUACUGGUCAUCCUGGGAGUUUCCCUGUUAACAAAACCCAUUCCUGAUAUACAUCUGUAUCGCCUGUGCUGGGCUCUUCGGAACAGGACAGAGGAACGAAUCGAUUUAGAUGCAGAAGAGCAAAGACAGGAAGAGGCUGCUGUUGAUGUUGAUGAACAUUAUCCUGAGGAACCUCGUGGGUGUUUCCGGAAAGCUUACGAGGCCUUCUGCGGUUUGCAGAAGGAAGGCCCCAGGCUGAGCAAAGAGGAGGAAGAAGCCCUAAGGAAGAAGCUCACUGACACGUCGGAGAAGCCCUUUUGGAGGACGGUCGUGAACAUCAACGCCCUCCUCCUCUUGGCCGUGGCCGUCUUUGCCCACGGCUAUUUUGCCUGA
Messenger RNA from Miniopterus natalensis, 1983 nucleotides. RefSeq names its product solute carrier family 5 member 4. The record is from RefSeq and is a predicted model, not a curated record. NCBI's taxonomy places the organism in Eukaryota, Metazoa, Chordata, Mammalia, Chiroptera, Miniopteridae. Gene Ontology annotation, molecular function: D-glucose:sodium symporter activity. Gene Ontology annotation, cellular component: plasma membrane. Gene Ontology annotation, biological process: transmembrane transport; sodium ion transport.